CCUACCUAUCUUGUGGGAACCCGCGCCCUGGGCUCCGGCUCCGGAUGAGUACCGCCCGUAGUCAUCUCUUGGGAUUUUCUUUAUUGCCUUGAAUUUUUAUUUAUUUUUCUUUCUCGAUUUGUCAUUUUUCUCUCGGGUUUCCCCUGUUAGCUGUUACGCACGCCCAAGGACGACUGUUCAAGAGAAGCUGAGAGCAAGCGUUAACCCGGAAGGAGUGACCCGGAUGUGAAAGUGAGUCAGUGUUUGUCGGGCUGAAAUGUAGCAGGUCACAGAAGGUUCCGGCUUCAGAAAGGAAAGCUGUCGUCCUUUCUUUUUCUUAGAUGCUGAGAUGAAUCGUCACCUGUGUGCUUGGCUUUUUAGACAUUCAUCUCUUAAUGGUCCCCUCCAGUACCACCUCCAUCCCCAAUCUCAUCAGUUUACGCAGAUCCAUCUUGAUACAAGGCUGUGGAUUUUUAGACAAAGCAGGAAUCCCAUUCUCCACCAUCUGUUAAAUAAGAAUUGUCCCAGGAGAUACUGUCAUCAGUCCAAGAUGCUGUGGAAGCAUAAAGCACUACAGAAAUAUAUGGAGGACCUGAACAAGGAGUACAGGAUGCUUGACGACUGUUUGCAGCGUAUGUCUGUGAAUGAAGGGGACCAGAAGUCCCUGAGUCGAAGGCAUGCUCAGUUGGCGCCACUUGCAGCCAUUUACCAAGAAAUUCAGGAGGCUGAGCAAGCAAUUGAAGAAUUAGAUUCAAUGUGUAAAAGUCUAAAUAAACAAGAUGAAAAGCAGUUACAAGAACUCGCAUUGGAAGAGAGGGAAACCAUCGCUCAAAAAAUCCAUAUGUUAUACAGUGAGCUUUUCCAGAGUCUAGUGCCAAAGGAGAAAUAUGACAAAAAUGAUGUUAUUUUAGAGGUGACAUCUGGAAGAACUACUGGAGGUGAUAUCUGCCAACAGUUUACUCGUGAAAUAUUUGAUAUGUACCAGAAUUAUUCAAACUAUAAAAACUGGAAAUUUGAACUCCUGAAUUAUACACCAGCUGAUUAUGGUGGGCUGCAUCACGCAGCUGCCCGAAUUUCUGGUGACAGUGUCUACAAGCAUCUGAAGUAUGAAGGUGGGAUUCACCGAGUUCAGCGAAUCCCUGAGGUGGGCCUGUCAUCAAGGAUGCAGCGCAUUCACACGGGAACCAUGUCUGUUAUCGUCCUCCCUCAGCCAGAUGAGGUAGAUGUGAAGGUGGACCUGAAGGAUUUGCGGAUAGAUACAUUUCGAGCCAAAGGAGCAGGAGGACAGCAUGUUAAUACAACAGAUAGUGCGGUCAGACUUGUCCACAUCCCCACAGGGCUUGUAGUAGAAUGCCAACAAGAACGAUCACAGAUUAAAAAUAAAGAAAUAGCUUUGCGUGUGUUGAGAGCUAGACUCUACCAGCAGAUGAUUGAGAAAGACAAGUGUCAGCAACAAAGUACUAGAAAACUGCAGGUGGGAACAAGAGCCCAGUCAGAGAGAAUUCGGACAUAUAAUUUCACCCAGGAUAGAGUAACUGACCACAGAAUAGCAUACGAAGUUCGUGAUAUUAAGUGGUUGGGACGAAGGGGUUCCCGAAAGCCGAGUACUCAAGAUGCAUGGAAACCAGUCUGCAGAAACAGAACUUCAGGAAUCAGUAACACACACACACACACACAGGUCAAUCAGGAGCGACAUUCAGAGGGGAAGAUUAGAGGGGUUGCCCCAGGAAGGAGGAUGUCUGAUCUGUAAGAAUGUCGAAGUCACCCCGAAAUGGAAUUGGUGGCAGUACCAGUGAGAUGCCUCAGCCUCCUCAGAAGAAAAGGGCCAGAGUAGAUCCUGCUGUUGGAAACACUGAUGAACAGAGUUGAAGUUAAAAGAUUUCUGAAGAACUAAAACCAUGGAUUGUUGGGACACCUGGGUGGCACCGUAAGUUAAACAUCUGCCGCCUGCUCAAGUCAUGAUCUCUGGGUCCUGGGAUCAAGCCCUGCAUCGGGCUCCAUGCUCAACAGCAAGUCUGUUUCUCCCUCUCCUCCUCUGAUCUCUCUUGCUCUCACUCUCUCAAAUAAAUAAAUAAAAAUCUUAAAAAUAAAAAAAAUUUAAUUAAAAAAAUUAAAUCCAUGGAUUGUUAAUGACUGAGGCAUAAUUACCAGGCAAAAACAGUUCUGUCUUCCUGUGAAGAAGAAUAUGGAUUCCAUUGUAAAGGAUUAUGCAAAUUCUAAGAAAUCUUGAGGAAACACAGAAAAUAAGGAUUAUGCUGUUAAUGAAGUUGUGGCAGGAAUUUUAAAAACUGGAAUAUAAUGUUGGGGGCUCGGCUACUCUACAAAUUUGAAAGACCCCAGUAUGUCAGUUCCUCAAAGAUUGCCCUGAGUCACUUCACCUUUAUCCCACAUACAUGGAGUGCCACAUCAACUGAACUGGAACAGUGUUGACUUAUUCGCCUCAAGAUAAAAAGAUUCUUACUUAAUGACGGAAUGAUCUUCACAAUUUCCUGGCAAAGAAUUCUGCAACUUUAUUUAGUGCCACCAAUUAUGAAGUGCCUUCUCCUCAGAGAGGGUAUAAUUUAUAGUAAAUUAAAUGCAACUCCAUACACCAUGUAAUCACCAGCCCAAGCAAAAAGAGGACAUUUGCAUCACCCCUGAAAUUUCCCUUGUGUUCCUUUCCAGUUGACCCAGCAAUCUGCCAAAAUCCCUCCUCCAACAGUGGCAGCCUCUAAUAAAAUUUUUUUCUUCUGACAUGAUUUAUAUUCACCAUAACUUAUUUUCACUAUUUUGGAACUUCACAUACACUGUGUACUCCUGUAUAUCUGGCUUCUUUAGAUCAAUAUAAAAGUUUUGAAUCCUCACAUUAUGGCAUAUAUCAAAGGUGGUAUCUUUUUACUUCCAAGUAGUAUUACACUGUAUGAAUAUACCACAAUUUUUUUCAUUCUCCUAUUGAUGCCC
This is a messenger RNA of Lutra lutra (Eurasian river otter), 2919 nucleotides long. It is a transcript of the gene MTRF1, whose product is annotated as mitochondrial translation release factor 1. Gene Ontology annotation, biological process: translational termination. Bases 329 to 1729 code for a protein of 466 amino acids. Lineage: Eukaryota; Metazoa; Chordata; Mammalia; Carnivora; Mustelidae. Gene Ontology annotation, molecular function: translation release factor activity. The record is from RefSeq and is a predicted model, not a curated record. The transcript is spliced from 10 exons.